AUGGUAUCGAGACGAAGGCUUCCAGUAUCUCUCAUCGUUGCUUGCUCCGUGAACCGCGUGAUUGGUAAACAAGGUAAAUUACCGUGGAACUUACCAGCUGACUGGGCAUUCUUUACUUCGAUUACGAAAAACCAAGUGCUGAUUGUUGGACGACGGUCGUUCGAAGAAUUUGACGAGCCGAUUCCGAAUCGCCAUACAAUCAUUGUGUCUUCAACGCUAAAGCGGCCAACACGAGCUGGAGUAGUUGGUGGUCAAUGGUCAGGAGCUCAAGUAGCUGGGACACUGGAGCAGGCACUUCAAUUGGCAAACUCAGACCCACAGUAUCGGGAUUGCAGCCACAUUUUUAUUGGCGGUGGUGAAAAGUUAUACAAGGAAGCAAUGACUGCUAAUGUCGCGGAAUCAUGCUACGUCACGAGAUUGCACCAAGUGAUUAAUGAUGGUGACAGGUUUUUUCCAAAGUGGACAAUGCAGUUUACGAAUCUGAGGUUCUCGGCAAAAACAAACGGAGGAGGGAAAACGAGGUGA
Molecule: messenger RNA, 525 nt
Organism: Peronospora farinosa
Lineage: Eukaryota; Oomycota; Peronosporomycetes; Peronosporales; Peronosporaceae
Source: the annotation of a GenBank genome assembly